AUGGAUAUUUUUAGGGUUUUAUCAAGAGGUGCUUAUGUUAAUAAGAACGCCACAAAUAAGAAGUUUAUAAAUAGUGCAAGAGCAAACGAUGAGAUAGAUGAGGGAAAAGAUUCAAAAUUGAACCAAGAAAUCGAUCAGGAACUAGAUUUCUUUCACAAAAGAAAGAUCGUCAAUAAGGCCAAGAAGAAUGCUGCCGAAAGUGAUUCAGAAUCAGAGGAAGGUGUAGAGCAAAAUCAAGAGAAUGAUGAGGAAGAUAUUACGGUUGAAGAAGCUCAUGCAUUGAGAAAAUCUCACAAAGCGAAAAUUCAGGGUGAAGAUGUUCCUCUCCCCAUCAAGGACUUCAACCACUUAACUGCCCGUUAUAACUUAUCGAAUAAUGAGAAAUUGUUGAACAACUUGGUGGAUGCUGGCUUUGUCAACCCAACCCCGAUCCAAUCUGAAUGUAUCCCAAUAAUUUUGAACAAUAGAGAUUUAUUGGCGUGUGCCCCAACCGGUUCUGGUAAAACAUUGGCAUUUUUAAUCCCAUUAUUCAUCCAGCUACUUACUAAUUCCACCUCUCAAAAGAAAAAUAAAACCGGGAUCAAAUGCUUGAUCAUUUCCCCAACCAAGGAAUUGGCAACCCAAAUUUUCAACGAAUCUGCCAAGUUGAGUAAAGGUUUCAACUUGUCGGUCAAUGUGAAAAUGCUCACCAAAUCUUUAGCUGGUAAAUUAAGAAACGACGUCAUGACUGAUCAAAAGAUAGAUAUGUUGAUUGCCACCCCUUCAAGAUUGGUUGAAUUGAUCACCAAUGAAAAGAUAAAAUUGGGAAGUCUUCGAUACUUGGUAUUUGAUGAAGCAGAUAAAUUGUUCGAAGGUGAUUUCUUGAAACAAGUGGAUAGUAUUAUCAGCCACAUUGAAGAAACUAAUAAUAAUUCCCACUUGACAAAAUUGAUGUUCAGUGCCACAAUUCCUUCCCAUGUCGAAGAGAUUUCUAAAACCGUAAUGAAUGAAGAUUGCAUCAGAUUAAUCAUUGGGAAUAAACAAGCGGCCAAUGCCAGCAUCGAACAGAAAUUGGUGUUCUGCGGUAAUGAAGAUGGGAAAUUAUUGGCUAUCAGAAACAUGAUCCUCAAUGGGGAAAUAAAGCCACCAGUGAUCAUUUUCUUGCAAUCUAUUAUCAGAGCCAAAGCGUUAUUCCACGAAUUAUUGUACGAAAACUUGAAAAUCGACGUCAUCCAUUCAGAAAGAACCACAACACAAAGAAACCAAAUCAUUGAUGAUUUCAAACAGGGUAAAAUCUGGGUGUUGAUCUGUACCGACGUUUUAGCAAGAGGUAUCGAUUUUAAGAAUGUGAACUUGGUGAUCAAUUAUGAUGUGCCAACUUCCAGUGCCAACUAUAUUCAUAGAGUCGGUAGAACUGGUAGAAAUGGUAUGACCGGUACUGCUGUAACAUUUUACACUAAAGAUGACGUUACUCCUCUCAAGUCGAUCAUUAACGUUAUGAAACAAUCUUCGAGUAAUAACCUUGAAGGAUGGAUGGAAAAUAUGGGCAAGAUCUCAAAGAAGGAAAAGAAACAAAUGAAGUUCAAGCCAAUAGAAAGAAAGAAGAUCUCUACUGUUCCGGGAGCAGUGGUUCAUAAAAGAAAAAUGAAGAAGCAAAUGAUCCAACAUUCCAAGAAGGUACAUAAUGAUAAAUAG
This is a messenger RNA of Saccharomycopsis crataegensis, 1674 nucleotides long. It is a transcript of the gene ROK1, whose product is annotated as RNA-dependent ATPase ROK1. Lineage: Eukaryota; Fungi; Ascomycota; Saccharomycetes; Ascoideales; Saccharomycopsidaceae. The transcript has a single exon. The coding region runs from base 1 to 1674 and encodes 557 amino acids. The record is from RefSeq and is a predicted model, not a curated record. Gene Ontology annotation, biological process: maturation of SSU-rRNA. Gene Ontology annotation, molecular function: ATP binding; nucleic acid binding; RNA helicase activity.